Molecule: messenger RNA, 837 nt
Organism: Auanema sp. JU1783
Lineage: Eukaryota; Metazoa; Nematoda; Chromadorea; Rhabditida; Rhabditidae
Source: the annotation of a GenBank genome assembly
AUGUAUUUAUCAAGGUUGGUGAGGUUACCAAAGAAACCUUUCACUGAGCUUGAUUAUGUUCGUCAUAUGCCGAAAGAAUAUGUUGAACGAACUAAAAGGACUAUACCAAGAAAAGUCUUCGGCGGACGGUUCGGAGCACCAGAUGUUAAAAGAUGGGUCAUACAUCCUGAUGAUUACGAGCCUACUCAUCAGAGACCAUGGGAGCAUGAUGUAAUUGGAAAGAGUUUAGAAAGAGAGAAUCAAUAUCAUUCUGCAAAACUCUCAAAUAAGCAUUUCGAGUUGCGAAAAUCCAAAAUAUCUCGAAUACCGGAGGAGCAAUGGACUUUUUUCCCAGGAGAUCUUGUGCAAGUGAUGGUUGGUAAAGAUAAAGGAAGACAAGGAACAGUUCUUCGUGUUUCACGAGAUACGAAUGAGAUUUUUGUGGAAGGUAUGCACUGCAAGCUCGAAGAAGAGCUAAAAGGAGUUGAAAAAAUUGGAAUUGAUAAAGUCAUGUCAUGGAAAGAGCAACCUUUACGCGUAGACAAAAACCAAGUUAAGCUCGUGGAUCCUAAUGACAAUGACACUUGUUCUGCCAAGUGGAUUCUUAAUGAUAGCAAGUCCGAGUACAUUCGCGUAUCGGAACGAUCUGGCUUUGAGAUCCCAAUUCCCAGUCAAGCUAAAGUCACUUAUGAAUACAUACAGCCUGAUAAAUAUAUAGAAGUCGAAAAUAAGGAUACUCCUGCAGCCAUCGUACUUGAAAGGACCUAUGUGCCUAAGCUAUGUUCUUUUGAGGAAGAAAUAAAUGAAACUCAUGGAAUCAAAGAGCAAAGUCAGCCUCAACCAACGUAUUGGUACUAG